This is a messenger RNA of Cephus cinctus (wheat stem sawfly), 4484 nucleotides long. RefSeq lists its product as uncharacterized. The transcript has 5 exons. Lineage: Eukaryota; Metazoa; Arthropoda; Insecta; Hymenoptera; Cephidae. The coding region runs from base 1760 to 2764 and encodes 334 amino acids. Gene Ontology annotation, molecular function: A2-type glycerophospholipase activity. Gene Ontology annotation, biological process: arachidonate secretion; phospholipid metabolic process. The record is from RefSeq and is a predicted model, not a curated record.
UGCUGCUAUUGGUUCCAACCAUUUGGUUUCUUCUGCAGGUACGUAAGGUGCUCCUCGAAGCAUGGAUCAAGGCUGUGAAACAUUUUAGCCAGCGUAUGACCACGUCUUCUUCCAUUUUGUAUCCGCAUAUCUGGUGCACUACGAGAGAGGAAAAAAUGUCCUGGUGGAAGAAACCGUGUUAAUCCAUCGAACAUGAAGGAAGCCAUCGACAGCCACAAUAUUCUAUCGAUGACUCUUAUCAAUCUGGUUGGCCGCGCAGGUGGAAAAUAAAUGUCGCUACCCUACGGAGGCCAAAGAACAGGAUCUUUUUUGUUCAACAUCCGUUCGGUAUAACAGUACUGAUGGGAAAAGCGUAUACGUAGCCGUCAUCCCUAUCCAUCGAUAAUAAAUAGACCCGAUCGACCUGAGCAACGUACUCGCUAUACCGAUUUAAUGCGUAAACCCCCUUUCCUCUGACAGAUGCAUUAUUCUCCUGGUUCUUGAUAAAAGUUGACGUGGUCUAGGAGAGGGUGUAGAGAAUAUUGUCAGAGAAAAUAGACAAAAGUACAUGGACAACCAGAAAUCGGUAUAAAAAGUGCAGAGUAAUGGAAGAGGGUCUAAUAAAUUUAUGCGAAUAAUAUCGUGUGAUCCAAUACAAUGGAGAAGAACGCGCGAUUUUCUGCGUAACCCAGUGAUUGAUGCACCGGCAUUGGCCGAAGAGUGCAGAAGCGUUCGGAUGCCACGAGAGGGAUUGGAUUUGGGGUGAAUGAGCGGGUCGGGAGGGUGAAGGGUGAUAGGUGAAGGGUAGAGCGAGAGAGUAAAAUAGUGAAAGAGAGAGUGAGAGAGGAGGUCGGAUUUGGCAGUGGUGGAGAAGCAUUGGUGGCAGAAGAACGGUGGGGGUUAGGUGAAUCCGACGGCACCGGGGACGUCGGAGUAUUUAAAGGGGGACCGCGGUCGCCUCGCGCCAGUUCUACGGCCGCUUGGCCCUCGAGGUGUCUUUUUGCUUGAAUACAUUGACUUACUAAACGUCUCGUGGUGCCUUAAGUUUAGCGCGAAUUGAUAAGAUCCCUUUCCACGUGACAUACACGAGAUUUUCGCGCGUUCGUACGCCGUUCCUGAUACCGUGUCUCGGUUUAAAGGUAAUCGUCAAACGUAUGUAUGCUCGGGUCACUGAUAAUUUAAAAGACGUGUGAUAUCUUGUGAGAUAACAGCAAAUAAAGAAAUUUAGUGAAUCUAUUGUGGUGAUUAAUAUUUAAAUUUCGUUUUUGACUUUCUGAUUCUCUGAUAGAAAUUUGGAUAUACAAACAACCAGAUCUAAUAUUCUAUAAUCGAUAUUAGCUUAUUAAAUGAAGCCUGUAAAAUCUAAUUUGGAUUUACUUGUAGAAAAUCAAGAUGCUUGAACGCGAUCCAGAAGGCUGUACCAAUUAAAAGACGUUCUUGUUCGUUAAAUACCACGAUUGUAACAGCCAAUACUAGCUGCUCGCACUGUACCGGUACUAUUAGUAUACGCGAUUCUUGAGAUUCUACAUUGAGUAACUUAUAAUACUAAGGUGCAAGUUAACCGAGUGGAUACCGCAUUAUUAUCUUGCCAACUUCACCGCAUAAUCCCGUAGCUCGAAACACCAAAGAAUUCAGGAUUUAUCUCAGUACUGCAAGGAUUCGCGAUUCGCUGUAAAGAAUAGAAAGAAUAGAUAGAUCGUGAUAGAGAGAAAAUCUCUAUGAAAAAAAAAAAUAUUGGUGUUUAGUGACCCAAAGGUGAAAAAAGUCGAAACUGGACCCGAUGCUGCUGGCGUUGAAGCUCCUUUUAGUGCUGUCGCUUGCCGCGGCUCUUCGGCAAGACAAGACUCUUCACUUCUUCAUAAACUCGACGGACGGAAGUCUUCCGUCUGGAUUCCGAGGAUUUACGGUAACCAGGACACUACGUGACGGAGAAUUGGAGAAGUUCACCAGGUGGACAGGAGUCUGCGCAAGGGAGACCAUCGUCGACUGGGGGGAUACGGACGUUGCACUGAGACAGAUCUGGUUGGAGGAUAGCGGGCGAAAGUUACAGUUAAUUUACGAGGGUGGCACCCUGACCGAUUGCAUCGAGGAGGGUUUUGCCGAGGGUGAGACAGUGGCUGCUUGCUUGGCGGGGCUACAUUCCUAUGAUUACGAUGACGAGGCAAGAAUCGUGGUGUUUGAGAAGGACGAGGACAACGAGAAAUCUUCGACUACACCGGCAGAGCUUUCUUGGCUGCUGCCGGUAUCGGAAUUACAUCAUAGAUGUAACCACGUGAGAUCCAGAAGCCGUAAUGAACUUAUAAUGCGGGAUCAUAGGAACUAUCAUACCUUGACGAGCGCUGUCAAUGGGAAUCGCAGGAAACGACGUGGGAGACGUGGACGUCGGGAACUCCUUUUGAUACCCGGUACCCAAUGGUGCGGCCGCGGUCAUCGCGCUACCAAAUAUACUAACUUGGGCGGCUUUGGUACCGCUGAUUCCUGCUGCCGAAGACACGAUACGGCUUGCCCCUUUUACAUUCCUGCUUUCGAAUCUCGCUAUGGUCUGUUCAACUGGGGCAUUUCUACUAUUAUGCAUUGCGCCUGUGACGAGCGCUUUCGAACGUGUCUCAAGAUGGCCGGUACCUCCUCAGCAAAUUUCAUCGGAAAGCUCUUCUUCAACGUGGUGCAAACGAAGUGCUUCGUUCUGAAACCGCACAAAGUUUGCACGAAACAGUCCUGGCGGGGAAAAUGCGAGCAUCACGUGUACCGAAAGCAGGCAUACCUACGCGACAACGUUUCUUAUUGAUGAGAAACACGGAUAACCUGUGAAUCAGCGUCUAUGCCAAUGAGAUAUUUGAAUAAAUCAUCUUACGUCGGGGACGUCAGUUACUCUCAGGGACGUGAUAACUCAUCAAGUGUCAAAACGACGUAAUUUACUAAUAUUGAAGUAAUUAUAACGAAAAAAGUCGUUUUAAUUGCAUCUGCUAAUGAAAACUUGAAUACGUUUUGAAAGGAUUUCUUCAUAUGAUUUUCGGCUGAUACGUCAAUCGGUUAUGACAAUCAAAUUACUGUUCUCCCAAAAGAAUUUUCUAUGGAAAUUUACAACCCUGUUGAUUCUUUGAAAUUGACAAUACUCCCUUUCUACUAAAUGCUCUCCAAUAUGGAUUAUACCGUGAAUCAAAUAUAAUCUCACACGCAAUGUCUAUAACAAGUAAUGUAUUUAUUCUUGAGGCAUUUGCGAUACUGGCUGGUUGUCUUCCCUAAUCGUAACACGCUCUUUGCCUGUAUAAAUCUGGGAAUUUCUUACUAAACUUGUACACAGUAAAAACUGUUUGGUCGAUAUUUGGUAGAAAAAAGAAUUUAGAUAAGGAAGCUACGUAGCGAAUUUGUGAUAGUACUCAGUCUAUUAAACAGAAUUGAACUAAUAAAGACAUGCACUUUUUCAGGGUCACGCCCCGUUAGUCAAUCUUUUCUUAGUACAUUAGUUACGUCACCAUUACUCAAAGUUAAUGAUCAGAAUUUUUUGAGAUUAUAAUGUUGAUUAAAAAUAACGAGGAAAUAUUUUCACGAGAUCUGAUUAAAUUAAUAGAAUAAAUAAAUCUCGAUCAAAUGACAACUCGUGAUCAAAAUGCUUGAUCCUGGAAUUUUGGCGUAGAUACGUGUAUUUUUAUAGGUAUGCAUAGUAUUGGGAUUUUCGUAAUGAUGCGAAUGAGGGCUAAUCUUAUUGUUAGCCGUUGUUGAAGACCACGAAAGUUUCCAACAAUCAAAUUUACUGGAUUUAGAGAUUUCAAUUUUUUUUUAAAUGGUUAAAACACCUUUAAUAAAAUUUGAUUCGUACUCAAUGAUCUCUUUCAAUAUCUCGGAUAGAACAAGGUAAAAUUAUCAAUGUAUUGUCCCAUCUAAUGAAAUAAUCGCAUCUAAUCGUAAUGUCAUUUUUAAAAUUUAAAAUUUACAACUUCGUUUCAAUAUAACGUCCUGACAAUAAGAGGCUGACAAUAAUGUUAUUAAUGGCCGAUAAUCCUCAAUGUAUUAUAAAAAUGUCUAAAUUCGUCGCUUGAAUUCCAUUGGCUACCAUAAAGCCAGUGGUACUUUAGAGUCAUUGAAAUUAAUUACUUAAGAGAGUCGAUCGGAUUUGAAUAACCUUGGAAAAUUUAAAAAUUCGACAAACUAAUCGAAAAUUCUAUUAUAAUUAUAAUAUUCGGUUCCUCGAAAAUAUCGUAUUAAUAUGCAGUUAGCGUAGUUUUAUGAUGUAUGUAAUGUAUGUAUAGUCAAAUAGAAUUUACAGUAUAUUGAUAGCCUAAAAGAAGCAAUCUAAUUUAAAAUAGAUAUUAGUAUUGAUGAGCCGUAAAGUUACUUAAUAAAAAAAUAAUAUUUAAGGAAAUCGCGUCAGUGAAAUCACAUAUGUCUUAUACUAUAUGUCGGUGCGUUACUGUAUAUAUGUAAAAUAACUUAUAAGAUAAGACAUGUCUACGAUAAUAGUUCAUUUUAAUAUAUUAUGUGAAUAAAGUAAUAGAAUGAAAUAUUCA